Molecule: messenger RNA, 3513 nt
Organism: Poecile atricapillus (Black-capped chickadee)
Lineage: Eukaryota; Metazoa; Chordata; Aves; Passeriformes; Paridae
Gene: GATA4
Product: GATA binding protein 4
Exons: 6
Coding region: 168-1403 (411 amino acids)
Biological process (GO): positive regulation of transcription by RNA polymerase II; negative regulation of transcription by RNA polymerase II; cell fate commitment
Cellular component (GO): nucleus
Molecular function (GO): zinc ion binding; DNA-binding transcription factor activity, RNA polymerase II-specific; RNA polymerase II cis-regulatory region sequence-specific DNA binding
Source: RefSeq, a predicted model, not a curated record
GGUUGGAGGAAAAUCGCAUCGCUGGUGGUGUUUUGGUUUUGGCUGGAAGGCUGCGCCCACGCGAGACCGCUCCGGGGAAAAGUGGAGCCGAGGGUUUUCCAGGCGCUCCCCAUCGCUCCGGAUCGCGGCCGGGGAGCCGGCCGGGCUUUGGGGAGGCCCCGCACGAGAUGUACCAGAGCUUAGCCAUGGCAGCCAACCCCGGCCCUCCGGCGUACGAGGGGGCAGGUGGCUUCAUGCACAGCGCGGCCGCAGCGUCCCCGGUCUAUGUGCCCACCACGAGGGUCACCUCCAUGCUCCCCAGCCUGCCCUACCUGCAGAGCAGCGGCUCUUCCCAGCAAGGCAGCCCCGUCUCCAGCCACUCCAUCUGGACUCAGCCCGGAGCCGAAAGCGCCGCUUACAACCCUGGAUCUUCUCACCCUCCCGUGUCACCUCGGUUCUCCUUCUCCACCAGCACCCCCAUCCCGGCCACCUCUUCCCGGGAAGCGGCGGCGGCUUACAGCAGCUCCUUGAACCUUUCUGCUAACGGGAGGGAGCAGUACAGCAGGGGCUUCGGCAGCUCCUACUCCAGCCCCUACCCGGCCUACAUGAGCCCCGAAAUGGCCACGACCUGGACUUCCUCGCCCUUCGACAGCCCCAUGCUGCACAACCUGCAGAGCCGAGGGACUCCCGCGGCCGCCCGCCACGCCAACAUCGCAGAAUUUUUUGAUGAUUAUUCCGAGGGGCGAGAAUGUGUCAACUGUGGGGCCAUGUCCACCCCGCUGUGGAGGAGGGACGGCACGGGGCACUACCUCUGCAACGCCUGCGGGCUCUACCACAAGAUGAACGGCAUCAACCGGCCCCUGUUCAAACCCCAGAGGAGGCUGUCAGCGUCCCGCCGUGUUGGGCUCUCCUGUGCCAACUGCCACACGACGACCACCACGCUCUGGCGCAGGAACGCCGAGGGGGAGCCGGUCUGCAACGCCUGCGGGCUCUACAUGAAACUCCACGGGGUCCCAAGGCCUUUAGCCAUGAGAAAAGAGGGAAUUCAGACGAGGAAACGCAAGCCUAAGAACCUUAACAAAACAAAGGCACCAGCAGGCCCAUCCAGCAGUGAGAGUCUUACCCCGACCACCAGCUCUGCCAGCAGCAGCAGCAGCACCACGACCACCGAGGAAAUGCGCCCCAUCAAAACAGAACCCGGGCUCUCAUCUCACUAUGGGCACCCCAGCCCUGUCUCUCAGGCAUUUUCAGUCUCUGCCAUGUCCGGACAUGGAUCAUCCAUUCACCCUGCGAUCUCAGCUCUGAAGCUUUCCCCCCAGGCUUACCAGUCAGCCAUGAGCCAGUCUCCCCAAACCAGCUCCAAACAGGACUCCUGGAACAGCCUGGUGCUGGCUGAGAACCACGGGGACAUCAUAACUGCAUAACCUGGCCCUUUCCUUAUGAACUCCAGGCUGAUCUGCUUGAGAGAUGAAGAAGAUGCCAUGUAAUCAUCAAGUCAAUGUUGUCUCCACCUCCCCUGCUCUCCUGCCUUCUCUCCCCUUGUGAGAUGUUCCAGCAAAGAGGUAAAGAGAACUUAUCCGAGGUGUAGGGGAGCUCUUAUGAAAUGAACAGAGAAGACUCAAAUCUCAGAGUAACUCAAGGAUUUGAAGCCUUUUCCCCCACUUUAAAUGAGCCUCUCUAUUUGACCGUCACCACUUGCUAUGAAACAGCCAGAAACACAGAGAUGGACACAGUUCUUGAGUUUAAUUUAACAAUAUCUGGCAUUUUAAGACUCAGACAAUGGUGGAGCAGAGACACUUCUGUCACCACCCAUUCUUUUCCCAAACAGAAGAAAAUGCCAUUGUCUUCUCAUGACCCAAAUUCAGUGAUCUUCCACCAAACGGAGCCAGUUCCAGGACAGUUUGCUGAACAGACUUCACUAGAGAUUCUUUAGUGGCUUUAAUGGAUUUGAUAUGAUGUAGGGCAGAGAAAAAAAGAGACAUUCCCCUUCCUCCUCAGCUCACACAUGUAGAGCAUUGUCUUCAUUUUCCUAGAUGGUCUGGAAAACUCAUGAAUGUCUGUAUUUAAUAGUAACUCCCUUCCUAUUUAUCACUACGAAAUUGUGGGACUGUGUUUCCAAAAGGUUGUUGGCUGAGCCUGGAGUAGGUCUGUCCAAAGUCAAAGGGGGAUUCUGGAAGAAGAAACCUUCUGGAAGAAGGUUGAUGAGACCCAUGCUGGUCAUCAAAUCCUGGGGGAAAUGGCUGGGCUCUUCCCUGAUGUAUAGUGACUAGCCAGGCUUAGAGAUGAUUCAAGAGCACAGCAAGUGAAAGAUGCUCUUCUAACGCUGCUGUGCCACUGCUUUUCAGACAGAUAAUUUAAUUAUUUUGCCUGUUUUUAUGUUGGUUUGGAUGCCACUGAUGAAAUCUGACUGUCACUUAUUUUUGGCUGUACUGUGAGUGCCCACUUUCCCCCUAACAGCUGGCUCGUGACCAUUUCCCACAUCUAAUCCUUUAGGAUUUCACUUUUUGCAACAAGCAGUGGCUUCAUCCCCUACUGGAGGUGGCAGGGGCUAUUUUCUUUAUCAAGCAUGUGCACAGACUUGCCUGCCUGCAAGAGAACACAACUCCAUUAAACAAGACUCGACUGUUUCCUUGCCCAUAAGGCUCUCACCUACCAGGGAAUCCUGGCAAAUGGAGUUGGAAGAGAUGCUAAAUGCCCGCUGACUCAUUCCCUUUUCCCAAAGGGAUCAGUCCUGCCUAAUCCAGCCCUGACUGCUCUGCCUCUGGUUUAACAAACUCAAACUCCAGCACUGCAGGCGCCACAGCUCCCCUGGGCAGUCCAAGUGCUUCACCAGAUGCUUCCCACGAUGUUUGAAUCAACAUUUCCAAGGAAGGACAGCUUUGCCUGUCCAUGCAGAGAGUUCCUGGGAGACCUCAUCCUGCAAGAUUCUUCACUCUUGUUUCUGUCUGCUCCCAAGCUCUGUUACCCUUCUUGCCUUCCCAGCUCCUCUCUUUUCCUCCCUGCAUCCAGAAUUCGAGUACAGAACUACCAAGUGAAAAAUCUCUAAGGGGAACUGUGCAGCCCUCCCAAACGUGCCACCCUCUGUCUCCCACUGUUUAACAUUCCCACAAGGAGUGUUCUUCCACACAACCUACGGCACAUGGCCUGGUGAAGAGGAGAGCCACGGACAGGUUUGAAGCAAAAGAAUGGCGUUGUGUUGUCUGUUUGAACUCACUCUUUUCCUGCCGGUGGUGUAAAAGCUUCUCUAAGGAGAAGGAUUCAACUGGACUGGUCGUGACUGGAGAGUCUUGGACCCUCCCACAUUCCCCAUUCUCUCCAUAGCCCAGAUUUGCAGGAUUUUGGAGGUGUGACAGAACCUCCACACUCCCUAGAGAAAAACACCAUGGCAAUGAUGCCAUGAGAACAGCUGGGUGGUGUUUACACCAGUUCCCACUCUGUCUUUUGGAGCUAAUGCAGUGUGUUAGCCUCAUUAGUGCUAAUUACAAAUGAGGGAAAGACAUUAAUGAAACAUGAAUAAAAAGAAAUUAAAUUCUU